CAAAGACCGUGCGUCGACUCUGUGCCAUUCCUUGUUUCAUAAACAUAUCACCUUAUCAUUUCUUCCUGCUUGGCGGACAGCGCUUCUAUCUCGUUGCCUUCAAUACUUCGAAGACACGUUUCCGUAUACUCAAGAUCGACCGGACGCCGCCGAUUGCACUUGCUCAAAGCAAUGCUGCCAAAGGCUCCGUUUCGACAUCUGGAGGCGCAAGCUCUGAGGCAGCCAUGAAGAAGCCGCUUGAAGGAGCGGAUGGCCUCGCCUCACAAGACUUGCCCCGGCGAGAUCUUGCCAAUGAACAUGCCAAGAACGCCCGAAGCAGGGUGUCACAAGCUGCAGCAAGUGCCAGUCAACCUGACGAGGCCGUAUGCAACAUCGAUCCGUCGAUGUUGUCCGCAAGCGGCGAGCGCUAUCUGACAGCCAACACGGCUGACAUGGUCAUGUUGCAACGCCCAACGGAUGCCAAGAGUUCCACGCUCUCCGAGCUAGCCAGCGCUCCUAGACUGAAUUUGGGCGGCACAGGAAGGUCGACAGCGCCACAUCCCGGCAAGGAAACCACCGGCUCCAACUUCUCUUUUCCGCCAAACGAGAGGAAAGAUGCUUCCUACUCGACAACGCGGCUUGCUAAGAGCUCCUUCAGUGCCAAGCCAUCUGGAACUUCAUCCUAUCACGAGCAUACAGGCCGAAGCAGGGAUGACGAUGCCGAUUGGGAGAUGAACGUCGUAGCCGACUCUGUCGUCUACACUCGCACGCAGAUCGAAGAGCUUUUGGAAAUGCUGCGAGAGGGCAAUAAAGCCUCGGGGGGGCUGAAAGAGAUGGGGCGCUUUUAUGGCAUCGUCGGCUUUAUUCGCUUCACCAGCACCUAUUACAUGGUGCUCAUUUCCAAGCGCAGUGUCGUCGCACUUUUGGGUGGACACUACGUGUUCCAUUGCGAUGAAACAAAGAUUGUGCCCAUCUGCGACCCUGGAAUGCUAGCUUCACUAGGAGGCCGCUCUAAAGUCAAAGAGCAGGAAGAGACAAGGCUGCUGGCGACGUUCAAGCAGGUCGACCUGAGCAAGAACUUUUACUUCAGCUACACGUAUGACCUCACGAAAACGCUUCAAGACAAUCUUACGAGCAAAGCUGAGGCAGAAGCAGGUGAUGGACACGUACAUCAAGAUCAUCGGCAAGAGCCGCUCACCGCAUGGGGCUUCAACGAGAAGUUCGUCUGGAAUCACCACUUGCUGAUGCCGGCAUUUGGAUCCUCUGUGCGGAAGGGCGCAGCACUCGGCGAUGGGUGGUAUGGCAGCGAAUGGGUCCUGCCGCUCGUCUAUGGGUUCGUGGAUCAGGCCAAACUUUCGGUCUUGAACAGGACCAUCUACGUCACUCUUAUCGCACGCCGGUCACGCCAUUUUGCUGGUGCACGGUUCCUCAAGCGCGGUGUCACGGACAGGGGUCAAGUGGCCAAUGACGUCGAGACAGAGCAGAUCGUCAACGAGCCGCUCACAAGCCCAUUCUUUGCACCUGGAACAGGCGAGAGCUCGCGCGAAGGAGCUACAUACCAGCCAUUCAUCCCAUCCCCACGCUUCACAUCGUACGUUAUGCAUCGGGGGAGUAUACCCAUAUACUGGACGCAGGAUUCGACAAACAUGUCUCCGCGCCCGCCGAUUGAGAUCAGCGUCGUUGACCCAUACUACUCGGCUGCAGCAUUGCAUUUUGACGACAUGUUCCGGCGCUAUGGUGCGCCUGUCAUCAUUCUGAAUCUCAUCAAGAGCAAGGAGAAGCAGCCGAGGGAGGUGAAACUGCUGCGCGCCUUUGGGGAAUGUGUCAAUUACCUCAACCAAUUCCUACCAGAAGAAAAGAAACUCAAGUACAUUGCAUGGGACAUGAGCCGUGCCAGCAAAAGUCGCGAUCAGGACGUAAUCGGCGUGCUAGAAGACAUCGCGGAGGAGACCAUUGAGAAUACCAAGUUUUUCCAUUCUGGUCCGGAGCCAGCAAGCUUUGCCGAGUUCGCAACAGAGAGCACGUCGGCUCGCAGAGAACAAAUCCAAGUACAGAGCGGGGUCGCCAGAGUUAACUGCGUGGACUGUCUCGACCGCACCAACGCUGCUCAAUUUGUCAUUGGCAAAGCCGCUUUCGGUCAUCAACUACACGCUCUGGGGCUCCUAGACCAUCCAACGCUGCCUUUCGAUUCUGAUGCUGUCAACAUGCUGACGGAGAUGUACCACGACUUGGGUGACACCAUCGCCUUGCAGUACGGCGGCUCACAUCUAGUCAACACCAUGGAGACGUAUCGCAAGAUCAACCAAUGGAGCUCUCACUCACGCGAUAUGCUGGAAGGAAUCAAGCGGUACUAUGCAAACUCUUUCGUUGAUGCCGAGAAGCAGGCUGCGAUCAAUCUCUUCCUCGGAGUGGAUGCAGAGAUGCCAGAGACGAACCGACUUGUCAACGUCAACAAUCCUCGCUACCAGAAAUGGUUUAUCCCUCAGCAUUUGGGUCCGCAUGACACCGUCUCUGAACGCAUACAACGGUUGCUGGAGGUGGUAAACUCGGACAAGGGCUUUUGGGCGGAGUACUACCGGCCUCGACUGUUCACAGACAUGGCGCGACAUCAUGCGUACAAGAUGACUGCGGUACACCAGCAUCAUCCCAUGACGCCAAUGCACCAAACAAAUCACAUCCCCAUCUCGCCGAGCUCGAUUCAGCAGACUCAGGUCAUUGUGACGAGCCCAUUCGUCAACAAGUACGCGCCAGCAGCCAUCGGUCGCCAUAAUCAAUCCUCCUCGAGCGGAUUGUUUGAGGAGAACAACCGAGCUAUUAUCGGUGGUGUCCGGCGAUGGAUGAGCAUCAAUAAGGCUGGUGCCGGACCCGUUACGAAGAGGAAGCGUUCGAAAAUGUACGCGAGCGGCGAGGAUGGUCGCGCAGAAAUUUCAAUCAACGAGAAGAGGGACAAGACUGGCGCUACAGGAACUGGUGCAGCAGCCGGACUUGCUGCUGAGAUAGGGUUGACAGCGUCGGCGGCCACUGGGCCGGCAGGCGCGUUCCCUGCCUUCGAAGUCGCUCUCUGCCGCAUUCAGAUGCCCACCGUGAGCGCCGAGGAAGCUUCCGAGUACGAGUGGUACGCGACCCAAUUUGCCGACGUGUCGUUUAGCCAGACACACCACGUCGAUGAGGCAGACGUCGCCAUGUAUGAGGACGGUGCGGCCGUAGCUGCAGGCGCUGUUGACAAGGUGGCAAGCCUGCUUGUCGGAGGGGCCGGACAAAGCAGGGAGGGCGAAAAGAACGCUCAACUCGAUCCUGUGCUGCUCGCUUACGCGAAUGCUUUGCCUGGGUCGAAGGCGUUGAUAUCCAAGUUAGAGAAAGUGAGCGAUGCGAAGAUCCGGGCGUACAGCAACUGGUUGCAGAGUCAUGUGCCGAAGUAAUCAAAUUGUAACCGUAUUGUUAGAUAGCUGUAGCAUAGCAAGGGGGCUGACACAGCUCAUCGCAGGUAAUGCAAUCGUUAGACAACAUGUUUUC
Molecule: messenger RNA, 3492 nt
Organism: Tilletiaria anomala UBC 951
Lineage: Eukaryota; Fungi; Basidiomycota; Exobasidiomycetes; Georgefischeriales; Tilletiariaceae
Exons: 2
Coding region: 225-3398 (1057 amino acids)
Biological process (GO): phosphatidylinositol dephosphorylation
Cellular component (GO): intracellular membrane-bounded organelle
Molecular function (GO): phosphatidylinositol-3,5-bisphosphate 5-phosphatase activity
Source: RefSeq, a predicted model, not a curated record